AGCCUUCCGCUGCCUCAGAGGGGUCGAUCCCUCCGCCAGCCUCUUUCUUCCAGCCUGUGAGAAGGGAGAAAGUUCCUUCGAUAAAGCGCUUGCGGGGGCAGGUUUUAUUUUGGGCAUUAAGUCUGCCUCCCCCUCCCCCUCCCUGGCUUGGAAAGGAAGAGUCCAAGCAACGAUGCGCCGACAGGGUUUGAAACCCGCGGAGCGGAGCGCGGCAAGCUGCAGCCUUUAAACCUCCGGCGCUGUUCACCAGGGGGUCAAAAUGCUGAUAACGGUGACGCCACCCUAUGAACCUAUCACUCUCCAAUCACAGGCUCCACCUCCACCUAUUCUACCAAAACCUGGAACCGACAACCUGAGGCUACAGAAGCUUCUGAAAAAAGCAGCAAAGAAGAAGGCCACCUUAUCAGCACAAUCAACCGCAUCAUUCCGGUCUAAUCUGUCUCCUGUAAGUGAAGCUAGUCCAGACUUGGAGCACAAUGAACGCACUUCCCCACUCAAGCCAACAGAAACUGAAGCCCGCCUCACUAUCAAUCUUCCACCUCGUUUUUCAGUCAAGCCCAUCAUCCAUCAUGUUCCUUCUCCUUUUCCUAAAGCGAGACCCUUCACAUUCACAGUUACAGAACAGAGGAGUAUUUCAGAACAUCUCAAACUAACAGUGUCACCUGCCAUAUCUCCGCAUUACAGACCGACAACUCCCGAGUCACCAAGGCAAUUCACAGAGUUCCCUUCAGGCCCCCCUACUCUCUUGUCCCCUGCCUUUGUUUCUCAUGGACAUCCCAUUUCCUACACUCCUCAAGUGGAGACUCCAGUCACGGUCACUCAUGUGGCUGAAACGCAUUCCUCUUUUCAUAGUGUGCAAGCACCAAGGGUUAAGUCUCCACUAAUAGGACAGUCAGAAGAAUAUCCAAGUCGUGUUCAUUUGCAAACCAACUAUGCAGCUUCACUAUCAAGCCAGACAUAUGACACAUCUUUUGUACAGCAUCCCAGGUCACUUACACCCAAAUUAGAUGUUUCUGCACCCCCUGAACCACCCGCCAGGAAAAUGAAAACUGAAAUACUCCAUACCCCUAGGCAGUAUACCGUGGUUACAUCCCCAACUCAUCAGCUGGUCAAGCCUGUAACUCCAAGCAGCAGCAAAAGCCCUGAACCACACACUGAAGUCCAGAGACAGUCAGGCUCCAACACAUCACAGUACAUGGGGCCAGAAACAAUCCUUCCUGCACCUUUCACUGUCAGUAUGAAGGAGUUCUUGCCAGAAAAGAUAAAUCAGCAGGCUGUGUCGCCGCCGCCACCACCACCACCACCUCCAUCUGUCUCCCAAAGUCCUGCCAGCUCGUCACCCAAAUCAAAGCCAGCAGUGCCUCCCAAAAGCAAACUUAGCGGCUGGUCUCGUCUGAAAAAACACUUGGUAGUGGAACCUGACGUUCCUCAGUUCCCAGUCUCAGAAUCUGAACCAGAGCAAGGGAGAGAAAAGGCAAUAACUGAAAUCUCGGAAGUGGAUCCAGGUCAGGAGAAAAAAGGAACCAAGUCAAAAGCCAUCAAGAUGUGGGAUGCCAUCUUGUACCAGAUGACCAUCAGCAAGGAAAAAAGGCCACAAGCUGAGGAAGAAAAGGAAAUAAGAAAAGAGGGAAUGUUUUCAUUCCGGCGACGUUUACCCCUGCUUCUCCACAGGCCACGCUUUGAUGCCCGGAAACUUAAAGAGCUGGCUUCCAAACCCAUGACAAAGAUCACUACUCUGUUUGAUGUGCGUCGUAUCCAACGCCAACCACCUGAAGAAACACAGAUGGGUUUUAAUAGGAUGGCAUCUGGGUGGCAGGUGAAGGAAAGAGAGGAAUAGAUGAUUCCUUGAGAAGAUGAUCAGUAGGCUGAGAGAAUAUGAAAUAAAUCCAGAUUUUACUAAAACAGCACUUGAGAGGAGGGGAAAAUAAAAUAAAAUCCUUCAUGCAGGGUUACUGUCUAUAAUACCGAAAAA
This is a messenger RNA of Ahaetulla prasina, 1972 nucleotides long. RefSeq names its product proline rich 33 (gene PRR33). The record is from RefSeq and is a predicted model, not a curated record. Lineage: Eukaryota; Metazoa; Chordata; Lepidosauria; Squamata; Colubridae. The transcript is spliced from 2 exons. Bases 260 to 1837 code for a protein of 525 amino acids.